Asparagus officinalis (garden asparagus) is the source of this 1575-nucleotide messenger RNA. Its product is annotated as protein TOM THREE HOMOLOG 1-like. Lineage: Eukaryota; Viridiplantae; Streptophyta; Magnoliopsida; Asparagales; Asparagaceae. The coding region runs from base 512 to 1153 and encodes 213 amino acids. The transcript is spliced from 11 exons. The record is from RefSeq and is a predicted model, not a curated record.
AAGAAUUUUGGAAAGUCAACAUUUUGUACUCAUGCAGCUGUUACAGUGACCUUGGAUUUUGUAAUUUAAAUGCUUGCUUUUUUGUUAUUUGCAAAGCCAAUCAAUUAGUAAUUCAGAAUCGAGGAGUGACCAACUUUAGUGUGAAGAAAUUUUUCUUUACAACAUUUAGUGCGAAAAAAGAUAAAUAAAAUUGAAGCAAUGGCUACAUAAGCAAUACCAUUCGUGUUAUAAGUGGGAAGAACGUAAAAUUAAAGGAACCACGACAUAGAAUGCAUUUCAUAAUGAUUUCUUACCUCGAUAACUAGACAUUAUUAGCAUGGGUAGAUAUGGGUAAGCAUGAAAAGGGCAUAUCAUUAUGGUAAUUGCUUAAUCCAAUCAUGACAUGAUGCUCACUAAAAGAUAUUACAUAUAAUGAGCUGCAAGUGCACGGAAUCCUAUCAUUUUCUGUACUGUUUUUGUAUUUUUGGCAGAUACGACUGGUUAUAAUCGAAUGUAGAGUACCUGAGUAUGGAUGGACGACGCAAAAGUUCGAUCAGUUGUUUUCAUAUUUCAUCGGGAUGUGCAUCAAAUGAAGCCAGAGAUUGUCUAUCAUGUUCUUCUUGAUUUGACCUCUCUUGCAUUCUUGACAACGUAUGCGCUCUUGGUGCUGUUUUGGGCAGAAAUAUAUUAUCAGGCACGUGGUGUCUCUACCGAUGGACUUAGACCAAGCUUCUAUACAAUAAAUGCUUUGGUUUAUGCUGUACAGAUAGCUUUAUGGUUUUUUCUUUGGUGGAAGCCCCUCCAGGCUGUGCUUGUCCUGUCCAAGAUGUUCUUUGCAGGUGUCUCAUUGUUCGCGUCCCUUGUCUUCCUACUUUAUGGGGGAAGGCUCUUCCUAAUGUUACGACAGUUCCCUGUUGAAUCAAGAGGAAGAGACAGGAAGCUACAAGAAGUUGGCUAUGUGACUAUCAUAUGCUUCACUUGUUUCUUGAUCAGGUGUAUUAUGGUGUGCUUCGAUGCAUUUGACAAAGCUGCAAACCUAGAUCUUCUGAACCAUCCAAUUCUCGACUUCAUUUACUACUUGUUGGUUGAAAUUCUUCCUUCAUCUCUUGUGCUUUUCAUCCUGAGGAAACUUCCGCCGAAACAUGGGAUCACUCAGUACCACCCCAUCCAGUGAUUCAAGCACUUGGGUCGAUGGUGGUCUUUUGAAAGACAACUUUUUCAAGAAUUAUUUGUCAUCGGGAGAGAUCAAAGUAAAAAUGGAGGAUGUGAUCUCGUCGGCAUGGCAAGGUUGCGUGAGAGGUUGGUUUGUGUAUAACAUAUUUCUUUACCACAGCGAUGUUUUUCUCGGAUUAAGCCUAUUUGAGUGCAUAUUGUAGAGCUAUUAUGGUGUGAGCUUAAAAGCAGCAGGUUUGAGCUAUUCUUAAAGCUGUUUUUCCCCCUUCAGCGGGUUCGAGCUAUUCUUUUUUGUUUUGAGUUUGUGAGCUCAGUCGGUCAGUUCUUCAAUUGUACCUGCCUACCAGAAUGCUGAGUCUUGUAUACCAACGUUACUCGUAUAUAAGCAACAAGCGGAAAACUCCGUCGUCUUCUUAAAAAGGU